AUGAAGCAGUUGAUACGAAAUGCGAUUUCCGUCGUAUUCGCCCCUUUGCGACCGAACAAUGGAUGUUUCGACUGGACAAGGAUAAGAGUCGACGAUAACAUCAAAGGCUUUCCAUUCGGUUACCACGAUCCAGCAUCAUUCAAGUCUGCUUCUGAACUUUGCAUUCAAAAUCUAGCCAAAGAGCUGAUCUGUGGAAAAGGAACUUUGACUCUAGGAUUAUAG
Molecule: messenger RNA, 222 nt
Organism: Cylicocyclus nassatus
Lineage: Eukaryota; Metazoa; Nematoda; Chromadorea; Rhabditida; Strongylidae
Source: the annotation of a GenBank genome assembly